ACUGCUCUCAGUGCUUUUUUCCAAGAAACAAACAUCCCCUACAGCCACCACCAUCAGAUGAUGUGCACUCCCGCCAACACGCCGGCCACGCCGCCGAACUUCCCCGACGCCCUCACCAUGUUCUCCCGCCUCAAGGCCUCCGAAAGCUUCAACAGCAGCAGCCCCGUGGCCUCCAUGGCAACUUCUCCGCCGCCCCCAGCCCCGCCACUGCCCCAGCAUGGGGCCUUCAACCCCGCCUGGCCCGCGGCUUCGCCCCCCGGCCAGCAGCAGAGCAUGUGGACUCCGGCCCCCCCGGCGCAGCCCGCCGGCUGGCCAGCCGCCGUCUCCCAGCAGGCCACGGCAGAACAGAAGGCCAACGUGACCAUGGAGGCAGAGAGAUGAGGCCGUGGCGGAGAACAAACGCAGCGGGGACCCCUGCGUAUAAAUAUAUAUAUAUUUUCUUUUCCCCCUCCCCAAAGAGGAGAGGAACUCUGCUGCCAGGGUGUCUGGCAGCCGCCGAGACACACGAGCAAAUAGCUGCCUUGCAUGGGUUUGGUUUGAAGUAGUUUUUACUUGUUCUCGAGCUGAACGGAGCUCCCCAGAGACAACGGGAGGCUGCGUGGGAUGCGGGACCGGUGUUGGCCUCUGCCUGGGACCCCGCCGCUGCCGGGCUCUCGGGGAGGGAGCACCCCCUCCUCUCUUGGGACACUGGAGUUUGCAUGCGAGUGACAUUUAUGGAGGAGGUCCCUUCUUCACGGUCCCCCGAGCCACCCCACCAGGCAGAGUGGGUCGUGCCUGAGUGUUUCCCCCCCAUCCCUCAGCCCCACUCAACUAGGUGGGGGGCAGACACACCACGCAGCUUGUUUUUUGUAAAGAGGGGAGAGAGCAAGGACUGUUCUGCUCGGCCGCAGCCUCCACCUCGCAUGCAUCGUGCUCACUGGUGAGCAGGGCUGGGGGGACACCAGCUCCUGGGGAGGCACCUGCCCCCUCGCCCAGCACCAGCGAUGGGGAACCAGGGGUGGCAGGGGGUUACCCUCCCCUGUCCUCCUGGGAUGGGGUUUGCCCUGGGGCUGUUUGCAUGACACAGUGUAACCCUAGAGACUGGGAUCGUUUUUAACCCCUCUGUUCUUUUCUCCCGGCGGCUGGAAGUCUCUCCGGAUGCGCCGCAGCCGCUUGCAAUACACGCUCUUCUGCUUUGAA
Messenger RNA from Charadrius vociferus (killdeer), 1179 nucleotides. RefSeq names its product UBA-like domain containing 1 (gene UBALD1). Bases 58 to 381 code for a protein of 107 amino acids. The record is from RefSeq and is a predicted model, not a curated record. Lineage: Eukaryota; Metazoa; Chordata; Aves; Charadriiformes; Charadriidae. The transcript is spliced from 2 exons.